Molecule: messenger RNA, 4854 nt
Organism: Stegodyphus dumicola
Lineage: Eukaryota; Metazoa; Arthropoda; Arachnida; Araneae; Eresidae
Gene: smg
Product: sterile alpha motif domain containing protein 4 smaug
Biological process (GO): negative regulation of translation; nuclear-transcribed mRNA poly(A) tail shortening; regulation of mRNA stability
Cellular component (GO): P-body
Molecular function (GO): translation repressor activity; protein binding; mRNA binding
Source: RefSeq, a predicted model, not a curated record
UAAAUUUAACCCAAAAUUUCGAUUUGAUUUUAAAUGUAGUUGCUUAGCUUCUUCCUAUAUGCGAAACUUUUAUCAAUUUCUAUUCUUAAAAAGUGUAGUUAUAUUGCGAAUUGUAGAAAUUUAGAAAGCAGCAGUCGUUCUUUAAUUAAAGAGGAGUUCCGGGUUCCCGCCAUCCGGUGACGUCAUAGACCAUUAUGAAAACGAAGCAUGAGUUUGUGUGCAAAAUACAGGAACCCAUGUGCCAUUAUUAUGGUGAAUAAUUUUAUGAAUGAUCAGUACAUCUCAGAGAGUACGAAUGGGCGGACGACUGCUGAAAGUUAGAAAAGAGGGUCUUGUGGCAACAUGAAAUCGAGCCAUCAUUUCCGCGAUCAACUGUCUGUAAUAACAGGCUGGUUUGAUCAGUGGAAUGACUGUGAACAAACAGUGGCUCUUUACUCACUUGUCAAGAAACUUGGACCUACUCAAGCCCGUUUUCUCGCAUUGGUAUUGGAGCAAAACAUCACUCAGUGUAUGGAAUUACAAAUGCAAGAACAGGAGGCGAAUGAUCCAGCAUUCAUCAGCAGUCUGAGUGCAGAAAGUAAAGAAACUGCAGUUAGCCAACUUCUUUCACAUUUGCCAUUGCUUCGGCCUGGAAAUGAUGAUGCAAAGGCACAAUAUCUUGCUCUCAUCCCAAAAAUUUUAGCACAUUCGAUUCGACACAGUGUUCAUAUUGAAGAAAGUCGGCAACUCUUGUCGUACUCCCUUAUUCAUCCGGCCAUAUCUAAUGAAGAUCGCUGUACCUUGACACAGUGGCUACGUCAGUUAGAAGACCGAAUCCAUAACUAUCCUGUUUAUCCUCCUGUUUCUGAUUAUAGUAAUGGUAUUGUGAUUAAUCCUACGAAUGGACCUUUUCAAACUCCAUCCUUGGAGAGUUUUGGUAACUGCCAAUAUGGGAAUGUGAUACCUCGUUUGGACUUAUGGAGGCCUGGAGCCCUGGUGGGUAUCAAUGGUAAUUCCCCUGCAGAAAUGAAUGGAUUUUCAGUUCUGAAUAGUUUGGGAAGCAACAGUUUACCUCCUGGUGUUGGUAGUCAGCACAUGUCUUUACAUGGUAUGAAUUCUGCACCAUCAAGUGGGAUUUCAUCUCAUCCUGAUGGUACUCAAACUUUGCCUAUGCCACACUCGAGAGUCAAAAGGAGCAGCAGUCUUACACCACCUGGAAGUUUAGCCCCUCAGAACUGUCAUUCACCUACAUCAUCUAAUAAUAAUAUAGACCAGGAAAAUAUAUCUCAUAGUAAUCUAUCUAACAUGCAUACUGACCAUGCUCCUCUGUCACCACAAAGUAGUGUUACAUCUUCUGGUAGUGGUAGCGAGAGCCAAAAAGAUGAAAAAGAUGUGUUCAAUCAAGACGGAACAGGAAUGAAAGAUGUUCCUUGCUGGCUUAAGGGACUAAGGUUGCACAAGUAUUCAUACAUUUUUAAGAAUAUGACAUAUGAGGAAAUGAUGUCAAUCACAGAAGAAAAGUUAGAAAAACUGAAUAUUACUAAAGGAGCACGACAUAAAAUUGUGUUAAGCAUCCAGAAGUUACGAGAGAGACAGUCAAAUUUAAGAAGCUUGGAGAAGGAUAUCCAAGAUGGAGAAGGAACGAUACGAAAUGCCCUUAAUGAAAUUAAAAGCAUGAUCCAAACACCAAUAAAAGCAUACAGUUGUCCCAAUUACAAUGUAGAUUCAGUGAGGUCCGGAAUUGUCAAUGGUGGUGAAUCCGAAUCAUCAUGUUCUGAUCCUCCAAGUGCCCCUCCUAGUCCAACGAGUAAUGAUAGUGACAGUUUGUCUCAAGUUACAGAAGGGGAUUUACCUGGCCAGAUGACACGCCUAUUAGGGAAAAUUUGUUCAAAUUUGUUGAUCUCCCCUAACCAAGAUGAAAACAUGAAUUUCUUUGUGAUGCUUGUUGACAAGUGCCUUAGCCAUGAGGCAUUUACCCCUGUUCAAAAAAGACGUUUGUUUUCUUGGAAACAACAAAUUCAGAAAGCUUGCCAUCCUUUACCUCCCCGUCGUUCCUUAGAUAACAGGCAGAGAAACAAAUGGAACAACUAUCAUAAUGGAACUUCACAGAAUACAGAACAUGAUUCUGUUGGUAGUGGUUCUGCAUCACUGAGGCGAAGAAUGCCCGUCCAGUUUCAACAGCCUCCUCAGCGUCUGCCAGUAGGCAGACAAAAUGUUACUGGAAAUUUUUCAUCACAAACGAAUCAGCGAAGUCCAUUAUCUGCUGUGAUCAAGAGGCCUAGUUUGCAAGAUCAUAUGAAACCACAUGUGCAGAUUCAAAGGACUAAUUCUGCACCUGUUCGUCCUAAUCCAUUACCUGCAUCUAUGUUUGGGAAGACUGCUGAAGGUGUGGACUCGAAUGAUCCCGAGAUUAACAUCAGGCUAGAGUCAUUAUGCCUUAGUGUUACAGAGCAUGCCCUAGGAAGUUUCGAUGGAGCUGUGCCUUUGUUUUGAGAUCAGCCUUGAAGACAGUUUGUGUCCAAGACCUUUGCAAGCAGCUUCCUUCACUACAGAAGUUUUGCAUAUUGCAUUGUAAAUGUACUCCCAUAUCUGUGUUAAUGAUUUGAUUGUUUCACAAUCUUUAAAGUGUUACGUGUAUAAAAGUUUGAAUUAUUUCUGCUCAGAGGAUUCUCUGCUGGGAUUUUUAUUUUAAUGUAAUGACGACAGUUUGACUGGAUUAUAUAUAUUUUUAAGUCUUCCCCUGCAUAUUAAGUAUCAUACUGGUCAUAAGUUAGACCUGGCUGAAUUUUUCAUGUUUUUAAAAGUGGACCAAAACUUAAAUGUGGCAGGUGCCUUAAGAUAAUGCUGUGCAUAUAACAUAUUUUCUUAUAUUCUAGUUAUGUAUCUCAGUCAAGGUUUUGCCUGAUGACACUCUUAUUGGCCAUUAUUCCAUAUUUAACUAGUGCUAAUUGUAUCACUUUGUUCAUUAAUGAAUUGAACUAAAAAGACUGGAAAGAACUUGGUUUAAUAUCUAUUUAUAAUAAUAAAAUGUGACAAAUUAUGGAAAUGUGUAUUCAUUUAAGUUGGUUUUUUGCUUUGCUAGAGACAAAAUGUCUGGUUAAUCUAAACAUUGCAGAUAUGCUCAAAUAUUAAAACUGCAAGGAGUUAAUAUAUACAUAAAGAAGGAAAUUAUAUGGGAGGUAAAGAUAUAUUAAAUGAUUUACAAUCUAUUUGAAAAGUUGAAUUUUUAUCUUAAAUUUUUUGAAUAAUGGCCAUACUGCCAGGCUGUGAUAGAACUGUAAACUAUCAGUUGUGAGAAAAUGUUCACUAGAACUAUAUACUGCUAAUCAAAUGUUAUUAGAUGUUUAUGUUGAAUUAUUCGAUUACAGCUAACGUUAAAUUUUAAGUGUGACAAAUGCCUUAUUGUUAUCCCAGAAGUCACUGCUGGUUCAGUGCUGAGAAAUUAAGACUGGAGGUGAUGGCUGCUGUGAAACUUAGCAAUAUGCUUCCUAAGUAACCUUUUAUGGAUUGCUCAACUUUUCAUUUUUUUAUCAUAACAUAUGCUCAGUAGGGCUGAGUUGUUUUAUCGAACAGAUAAAACUUAUUUGCUUUAUAUGCGUGUAUUGUGUUUUUAAGUAACCGAGAAGAUGUUCACUUUUUGCAAUUUCUUUUAUGUAAAGCAACAAAUGAAACUACUUAAAAGUAUUUCAAAAGUAUAUUGGAACAAGUUUGUUACCUAAAUAUGUAAAAAGUUAUUUUAAAAUUUAUUACAAUGCAGCAAGCAUUUAGUUAACCCCCUUUGUCAAUUUUCCAGGUAUCACUAAAGGCAUUGAUAUUUAAAUACCAAAAUUUUCAAAUACUUAAUUUAGACUAAUCAAAUAUAAAUAAAUCUCAUUUCUUUGCUCAGACUUCUUAAAGCCUUGAUUUAAGAGAUUUUAUUUGAGAAUGACAUGCAAAAUUUCCAUAUUGGGUUGUAGGAUAUAUGUGCCUCAUUUUGCAAAUACUUCUCAUUUUUCACAUGAAGUUUGAGCUCCCAUUGUUCAAUGCCUUAGAGAUUCAUUCUGAAGGGGGGAUGAAACUUAAUUUUGUUCUAUAAAAUCUGUUUGAAAUAACAUGUCUGCAUUUCAUGGUUUAAAAGCUCAAUGUGUAAAUCUUUUCUUUUCAAAUUUUCUUUGUAUAUAACAUUUUCAAUGUUUUAUUUUUUAUAAAUAUAUGUGAAAAAUGCAGAAAAAUGCUGGUGACUCAUCAUAAAUUAGACUUAUGCUUUUUCUGAUUAAUUUAUUGUCAUUUGAUAUUUUUACAGUUCGAGACUGAGAACAUCUCAAAUCGCUCUUGUAUGGUUGUACAUCUUACCAUGUAUUUGAUUUAAUUAGGUUGUGAAAAUAAAUUCAUUAAUUUAACUUUGAUAUUUAGGAAAUGCUGUAGAUCUACAUACUGAAAGUCAAAUAGACAUUUCAAUUUUGCAGAAAAUUGGCUGUAAUUGAAUCAUAUUAUAGCAUACAUAUUGUUUGCUCUCUAGCUUUAAACUCUUAGAUUAACAGCAUUUAAAAUUCUGUAAUUUUUUCUGCCUUUCACUAUUGUUUUCUAUUCUAGGCUAAUAAGUGCUGUUUUUUAAGUCAUCUAAAAGCAUUGUUUUAAUUAUGUAAUUAAAUGCCAUCUGAUUGAGUAAUCACUGCAUUGUAUCGUACAAUAUUCAAUUUUAGUAUUUCCUGAUAAUUUUACAUGUUAUUAGAUGAGUCUCCAAUAUUGCAUUUUCUUAGUUUUUUGUGCCACUUUUCAUUUAAAAAAAAGUAUAUGCUAUAAAUGUUUGACCACCCAGGGAUAAAAUAUGUACAUAAAAAACCUGGUAUUGGUUAAUGCUGUUUAUCUUGAAAAUAAAUUGUUUAAAAUAUGUAA